Paramecium tetraurelia is the source of this 4544-nucleotide messenger RNA. RefSeq lists its product as uncharacterized. The record is from RefSeq and is a predicted model, not a curated record. The transcript has 12 exons. Gene Ontology annotation, molecular function: protein binding. NCBI's taxonomy places the organism in Eukaryota, Ciliophora, Oligohymenophorea, Peniculida, Parameciidae.
AUGUAGAGAUACUAUGAAUCAGACAGAUUAUCCCAACUUUCAUAACCAACCAAGAGAUCAAAGAAGUACACGUAGAAUCAAUCAUUAAUGGUGAUGUCAAGACUGUGUGACAAUCAUUUCGAUAGGGACAUACAUGAGAAACCGUGGAUUUCCUUGGGAAUAUUCCGUUAUGAUCGGAUGAUCAAGUACGAACACUCGGAUGCUGGACUGUCGUACACGAAUGUGAAGAUAAAGAAGUUACGAACAUUUUAAGAGUUAUGGGAGAAGAAUGAGGAGAUUCACAAUAAGAGUGAGCAGCAUCAAGGCUUUAGGGAAUUUAGGGAGUUCAAGGAUAUUUCUGAGGAGGAUGUGAUUGUUACAAUUGAAUAUUGUACGAAUUGUCAUGAACACAUGAAUUCAACUAAGCAUGACGAAGCACGUUAUCUGUCAUACGCCUAAGCCCUCAAGAAUGAGAUCAUCUAGCGAUUCCCAAUCGUUAAAGUGAUUCUCAAGCCCUUGAUUUACGACCAUCUCGAUCAUAGUAUAGACACCAUGUUCUUGUAGCGUCGACUAGGUUGUUUUGAAGUCUAGGUGAUGUCCAAACAAAAAGGACAAGUCAAACAAGCUGUGAUUGGAUCCAAACUUAAUACUAAGGCAUGGCCAUAGACUUCAGUGAUUAUAAAUAAGUUGCCUUAAUAUUUUAAGAAGGUUUCAUUCAAUAUCGAUUUGAAAUUCGCUGGUUCUGAUCAGAAAUUAAAAAACAUUGAUGUCAAAAUACAACCCUAUCGACCUGUCCAAACUAGAUCCCAAAGCAUUAUGCUGACAUCCAGGUCCAACAGAAUGUUGCGACCCCAAAGUGCACAGACAAGGCCCAAGUCAGCCUAUUCCAAUAUUUCAGGACAAUCCUAAAGAAGUUUGAAAGAACCAACUGAGAAUCCCACCUACAAGAUCGAAAGAACCAAUUAGGAUGGUAGAAUCUCCUUAAAAAAUGUGCCUUUAGACGUCUACGAAGUCAUUAUAGAGGAAACCAACGAUUUUCUAAGCAAGACUCAACAAAUUAACCUAUUUUAAUUGAAUGCUGAUGAUUUGCCCCUUGAUUAAGAAAUUGAGUUGCAGAAACAAACACAUUCUUGCAUCGUCGUAUCUGUGCUGUGUCAAUUGGCGCCAGUAACCGAAUGUAAAGUGGAGAUAGUCCCAAUGAGAGGUGGGAAGGAUGCCAUUUUGAAGGAAUCUCCUCCAGGAACUGGGAAGUACGAGAUUGUGGUUGAACCUGAUGAUUUCAAAAUAUAUGUUAAGAAAAUGGGAUAUCUCGUUUUGAAAGAGCAAAUAUCUCCCAAGGCUGGAGUUUGUGAAUUCAAAUUUGAAUUAGAGAAGGCUAGAAAUCAAGAAGAUGGGUAUGACCCUGUGUAGGAUGCAUUGGAUAAGAAGCAUUCCAUAAAACCAUCAAGUGAUUUGAUGAUAAAGAAACCUAAAUAUUUAUAACCUCCCUCAACUCAUUAAAAUCAAAUUAAUCUUAUUUAAUUUCAGUUUAUAGAUUUGGUGAGCAAAUGUCCAGUUCCCAAUGUUUACAUUAAGGUUCAAGACGAUACUAAUAAUAAAUUGUACAGCUAUCGUUCCAAUGAGAAUGGUAUUUGCAAAGCUUUAUUGCAGAACAAAAUUACUAAAGGCAAAAUAUUCAUUCAACAUGUGGAAUACUAUGAUGAAAUACAAGAUAUCAACGAAUUGCACCCUUUGUCUGCAACUUCCAUAAACCACUACUACAUUAUACACAAGCCUCAGCAAUCCCAACUGAUUGUCUUGAUAGUCAACAAACCAAAUGAAGGAUUCCUGAAUUUCUAUAUAAUUUUGGAAAAUAAACAAGUGAUUCAAAAUGAUUCCGACAUUCAACAAUAUCAAAAUCCGAAAGAUGGAAUUCAGUUGAUCAGUUUCUUGAAUCUCUAGAACAAAAGAGAUAUUCUAUAAUUGGUCGCCUGUCUACCCAAAUUAAAGAUGGAUUCUAUUGAAAAAAUGUAUGUCCUGACUCCAAACCAAAUUGAACGACAUGAAUUACCUCAAUUACCUUAAGAACAAGGCUCAUUAUAUCCCUACUUCUGGAUCCUAGGGUCAUUAAAAGAACCAUAUGAAGCAUUUGAUGUGGUUAAUCAAAUCAUCAACACAACUCAGUUGAAAACAUAUCCUAAUCUUACCAAAUCACACAAAAAUCCACUAGAAGUAGCAUAAUGCGCAUUCUAAUCACCAAAUCUGAUUGUUGCUGCCAAUCAAAAUGGUAGUGUUAGCAUAUGGAAUUUGGACAGUUACUUAAUCGAUAUUACAAUUAAUUGCAAAUUCUCUGAUCAUGUCAAUACCAUAAUCAUUUGGGAUGAUGACAAUGUUAUGAUCUCUGAUAAUGCUGGUUCAGUAGUCUGGUUGAAGAAGGAUGACGAAACCCAAUAGUUCACCCUCAUAUAUACAUUGGCAAUCAACAAAAAGACUAAUUCCAUGUGCAAAGUAGGAGCUGAAGGAUUGGCUUUGGGAACUGUAGAUGGAGACUUGGUGCUAGUCAAAGUAGAUUUAAGACAAUUGCAACUGUAUAUUGAUGCUACUGUCUAAGUGGAAUCUUCCACACAAACUGUUGAUCCAAUCAAUAAGAUGGUUUCCAUUACAAAUGACCAAAUAGCCUUCUUGUGUGAUAAUAGCAAAUCCAUUUUCAUCUAUAAGAUUGAGAAGUCAUUGGAUAAGCCUUUGAGUGGAACACUCAUUAAACAAGCAAUAAUCAAAGGCUAUCUGAGUGGAGGAUAACCGAUACUCUAGAUCAUUUCGUUGGAUCAACGCUACUUAAUUUUUGGAGGUCUGGAUGGUGUAUUACACACUUUGAGUAUUGAUUCCCUAGAGAGAGGCCCAAACAUCAGUCUUCAUUCUAAUCAACAAGUCAAUUGUGUUCUGUAGAAUGAAGAUGGAGUCCUCAUCGCUCAAGGCAGUCAUAUUAGUUUUGUGUACUCUCCAGAGACUGUCAAUGAACUCAAGGUUACUAAUUAAAAGUACUUUCAAUCUCCAGUUGUGCUGUAUCAAGGAGAGUGUGUCUGUUAUGAAAAGAGAUUGCUUACCUUUACUAAGUAAGGCAAGAUGGUCGUUUGGUCUUUACAAGACAAACUGUUCCCUGAUAUUAGUAACUUUUUGAUGGAUACUGAAUUUCCACAUAAGUUAAAACCUAUCGAUAGACAAUAUCUAUUGGUAGAUGCCAAAAUCUCUAAGGAGAACUUCAGCAUUUAUUUAAUUAAAGAGAACGGAGAAAUCAUUAAAGAUUCAACUAAACUGAUUAAAUUCGAAAGAGAAGACACCUAUUUUUAUAUGGAAAUUGAUUAAACAUAACAAUAAGGCUUAUGGAGAUUGGGAGCAUAUCUUUAGAAUACAGAACUAAUCAGAUCAAAAUAACCUAAAAUAUACUUUAUAUCCUCACACGGAUUUUAAGUAUUAAAUUUUCCUUAAUAAAUUCCUAUUAGUAAGAAAUAGGCUUAUCAUUGGCUCAUUGGAACCUUAAUUCCCAAUGUAGAAACAUUGAAAUCUACUUCGCUUUAUACGGAUUCUUAAAUUGUUGGCAAAUUCCCAAGUUUGGAAAUGAGUAAACAUGAGGGUAAAAUCAAUCAAAUCGUCUUCCUUAAUAAAGAUGAGUUCAUUACUGCAGGGGAAGACAAAUAAGUUAUCAUUUGGAAUGCAUCGACGUUUGGAAUCAACAAGGUGUUGUAACAUGAGGCUGAAGUCUUAAGUGUUUAUGUACAUAAUGGAAUGUUGUUGGCAGGUAACAAGGAGGGAACAGUAAUUGGAUGGAAAUAACACGAUGGUAUUUGGUAAAUGGAUAUCAAAUUCAAACAUCAUGAAAAAGGAGUCUAUUCCAUUGUCUAUGUUGACGGUAGCAUUGUGACAGCAUCCGAAGACAGAAAGAUUCAACUGGUCAAUUUUGUAUCAUGUGCUUUGGAACAUGUGGAACCAGUAGACAGAACAUUUGUGAUAUCAUUGGUUGCCUAUAAUAAGGAUGUAUUUGCUGCAGGAUUCCCAGAUGGCAGAGUCAAAACAUACAAAAGAGAAAAAACAGGUCCAAAGAUUAUAUUGAAGACCUUAAGAACAGUUACUACAGUAAAAGUGCAACAUUUGUACAUGGUUAGCAAUAAUCAAUUAUUUGUGGGAGGCAUGGAUAAAGUGAGUGACUUGAUGAAUGUGGAUCAAGGAACCAAAUUGAAAACAUUAAAGGAUGGUCAUACAGGAUCCAUUUUAUGCAGCAUGCUCUAUUGCAAGCAUCUUAUAACUGGAGGUUCAGAUGGUAGAUUGAGCAUUUGGAAUUUCGAUAAAGGAUUGCUAAUCAAGACAUAUGAAUUGACUAAAGAAGAAAUUAGAGGAGUCUUUAUUGUUGGUAGACUGCUGAUUACUGCAAGUUCCAAUGGAAUGAUAAGAAUUUGGUAAGAGAUUUGCCCGUUUAUUGAGUAAAUACCACCUGAAGAAGAGCCAGAAUAAUAAUAAUAACAAUAAUAAUAAUAACAAUAAUUAUAAUAGUGAUUUAUAUUCAAUAAAAUAAUUAAUAUGAUCAUCAAUAA